This is a messenger RNA of Racocetra fulgida, 284 nucleotides long. Lineage: Eukaryota; Fungi; Glomeromycota; Glomeromycetes; Diversisporales; Gigasporaceae. The record is from the annotation of a GenBank genome assembly.
AUAUUACAAUUGAUAUUGCAAAUGAUGAAGUUAUUUUAAGUAAAGAUGAUUUUAUAAAAUUAAUUAAUAGAACAAAUCAAUUAGAAAUAUUUCAAGCAGAAAAUCAAAAUUUAAAUAAAGAUUUAAAUAUUUCAACAUCAAAAGAAAGAUCAAUAGAAAAUGUACAAAUUGUUGAUAUUGAAGAAUAUAGAUUAAAAUCAAUAACAGAUUAUAUUAAAGCACUUUCAAUGAUAACACAAAUACCAUCAUUAUAUAAAUAUUUAGAACAUAAUAUUUUACCAGUU